Molecule: messenger RNA, 3683 nt
Organism: Scylla paramamosain (green mud crab)
Lineage: Eukaryota; Metazoa; Arthropoda; Malacostraca; Decapoda; Portunidae
Exons: 7
Coding region: 196-3126 (976 amino acids)
Source: RefSeq, a predicted model, not a curated record
UGCACACAAGCAGUAUGUUGAAAAACUUAAUACAGGUUACACAUCGUCUUCUAGUGCAUUGGCGUGUGAGUGUGUGUGGUGUCAUAAUAUUAUGAGGAAAGCAGGUGUGCUGUAGGCUGACAACGUUUUGGGUUCUCCAGGCUGGCCAGAAUAACGACAAGUGAACGUGAGGAGCCGUGGUGAAGAAGCAUUGCCAUGACCGCGGCAGUGGAUUAUUCACAUCUCAAGCUGUUGUGCAUUUUGAUGGAUCAAGGAGCAGCCGUGCUCUUUCAUGCUCUGAAAUGCGGUACAAACAAGGACGCCUCCGUCAGCCUCAUGAACCACCUGAUCAACCUCCCAGGCACUUCGACGGCCAACUACCGCACGCUCAACGGCGAGCAGAGGAAGAAGGUGUUUACUCGUACUUCCUCUGAGAGAAAUCAGAUGGCCAAUGAUCCCUCGUGCCAGAGCUUUGACAUAACACUACUGUACAAAAGCAUAAGGCUGGCCUGUGAAAAUGUUGCAGGACUCAAUGAUGCCCGCUGGCAAGAUGGUACAGUGAUGGAGGGCCUGAUCACUAAAAUAAAAGACGAGAGAAACAAAUGCGUACAUCAAAAGCCUCAGAUGAGAGAUGAACAGCAGUUCCUGGACAAAGUUGAGGAGCUCAAGAACCUCUUCAUCAGAGCCCUUCAGGCUGUCAAGGUCAAGUACAGAGUCUCUGACGGUGAGACCACAAAUACUAUUGACAACAUAACAAGGCAAAUACAAAAUAUAUGUCAAGCCUUUGAUGACAAAGUUAUCUUAGAGAUGAAUUUUGAUAAACGCCUCCAUUUGUUUAAGGAAAUGUCAGUGAGUCACCUGAGAGAUAUUUACAAACAGUUUGAAUAUUUUGACCCACUCUCCUUCCUCAGUGGAUCCCAAGAACGGGUCCACAUCCAGACUGUAUUUUCAAAACUUGUCCUUAAACAGCAACCCACAUCACUUGAAUUAGACUCGUUAGAACUUUUAAAAGUUCUAACAGAAGAGUCGCAGCCCUCGCAGCCUGUCCAGGAUCAAAAGUCACACUUUGCUUUGGUGAGCGGUAUUGCUGGUAGUGGUAAAACCACCCUGCUCACUUUCAUCCUGUCAGAGUGGCUCAAAGAAGACUGUGACCGCCGCGUCACUCACCUGGAGGAGUACGACAUUGUACUCAGAAUACUGUGCCGGGACACAGAUGCCGAAGAUCUGGAGACAUUCCUGGGCCUGGUCCUCCCGUCUAGCCUGUCUAGUCUGCCAGUGUUUAACAAAUCUCUCGUAAGCUAUUUUAAGUACUGUAAAAUGCUCUUCCUCAUCGAUGGUCUGGAUGAGCUUAACAGCACAUCUGAAAAUCUCAUCACUAAUAUUCUGAAUAUAACUAAAUAUAACAAAAGUUUUUCUAUUCUUGCCACUUCACGACCAGAGCGAGUGGAUCAGUUCUUGGCCUGCACACGACAGGACUAUAAGCAAUCGCAGAUAUCUAUCGAGGGAAUUCCUGUCCAAAGGAGGAUGGAAUUUGCAAUCCAGUACUCCACCUCCAUAAACCAGGAUAGGUUGAGGGAGUUCAUAAGAAAACAAGGCGAUAUGACCUUGUUUGAGCUUCCUCUUAACCUACUAUUUCUAGUUACAUUAUUUGAAGACAAUCCUGAUUGCAUUAAAGAAAACAUUACGCAGUCCAGCUUGUACACCCACAUCCACAUAUGGUGCAUAGAAAAGCUGCGCAACAGAAUAUUUGUAAACCCCACAUGGGGGAAGAAGAGGCCACAGACCCUCAAGACGAGGAUAAAAAGAGUGGCGAAAGUGAUGUACCAAAUGGCGUUACAAGGUCUGUUGCAGAACAGACUGAAUCUCUCAGAGGAGGAAACCGAGCGGCUGACGGAUUGCUGCGAGAGAGAGGACCUGCCUGCUCAACAAGUCCUGGGAGCCUUCUUCACUCUGCAGGUGUCUAUCAUCAACAGAGUACGCCAAGAAAACUACGCCAUGCCCCACAAAGGGCUGUUGGAGCACUUUGCUGCUCGACAUAUCAUAGAGCACCUUCAGAAUAGGUCCCUUCAAGAACCAGGAGCCAUUAGGAGCCUCCUUCAGGGUGCCGUUCAGCCACAGACACAUCCUUUAAAUCUUCGGGGUUUGCGUAACCUUUUCUGGCACGUGGCGGGCCUGUUGGCCACACCAGACUUUCCAAAACGUCCCGGGACCAUAAAGGAAGUAAUGGACAUGCUGGCGGAGACCGGCGUAAACUGGGAAGACUGGUUGUCACUAGUGGAAGACACGGAUUAUAAUGAAAGCUUCCUGCAGGCCAUCGCUCGUCAUCUCACAGAAAACCCUCCUGUUGGCAAAGUAAAGAUAAGAGACAAUACGUUGGCCAGCGCUGCUGCACUACUCCCCCAUAUUCCCACAACAAAAGUGGUCUUAGACCUGGAGAACAAAAACGUGAAUGUGGAGAAUGUUCGUGCCUUGAUUGAUCAUCAAUGCAGUUUGUUGAGGUUGUGUCACCAUUACAUGCACCCCGGCAACCUACCUGCCUCAGACAUCGUGCUGCACGCCUUAAACAGGACUAGCCUUAAGCAUUUCAUGGGUCACCUGAGUGCUGAUUGGGUGGCGCUGCUUUCUGAAUCCCUUGAGGUGCUGCACCUGACCGUAUCUAGCGAUGAGCAUGCUGCCAGCCUUCUAACAGCCCUCACCCGAGCCACCUCAUCUCUGCCUUACCUGCAUUGGCUUUGCAUACACGUCCCCAUGACGAUGGUAACAUCAACGGCGGUUCCUUCACCACUUCCUGACAUCAGCAGUGUUUCCCUGGUCUUGUCUGGCGUGGAACAAAGCCUGAUGGAGGAAGCGUGUCAAGUGGCGGUGGCACUCCAGCCUACGAGGGGAUAUAACUCCAUUAUGUUUCCCCGGGGCAGGAUGAAGGCAGCAGAGUGGCGGCGCCUGAUUCACCUGCUGGCGGCGGCACAGAUUACGGUGACAGGGAGACUGCUAACAGGUGUUUGGAUACCAGACGAAACCAUCACGGAGGAGGAGAGGAGGGAGCUAGGGCACCUCACUGACACUUUGUUGGGGUGUGAUGUGUGGAGGGCCCCUGACAUGAUGUGUUUCCUGGCAUAUAUACCUGAUAUGUUUGAUGCUGUUGUCUAGUGCUUCUGCUGCUGCUGCUGCUGAUGAUGAUGAUCAUCAUCAUCAUCAUCAUCAUCAUCAUCAUCAUCAUCAUCAUGAGGAGAAGGAGGAGGAGGAGGAGGAGAAGGAGGAGUAGGAGGAGGAAUAAAACAAUGUUAGUUAGUAUGAGCAGUAAUAUGUGUUAGUAUUAUUAUUGUUAUUAUUAGUAAUACUGCAUUAGUAAGUAAUGGUAACAACUUAUUAUUUUUAUUAUUAGUAAUACUGUUAGUAAGUAGUGGUACCAACUCAUUGUUGCCAUUAUUAUUAAUACUGUGUUAGUAAGUAGUGGUAACAACUCAUUAUUGUCAUUAUUACUACUACUACCACUACUGUUAUAAUUAUCAUAAUUAUUUCUCAUACAUUUAAAUACUCUUGACAUUUUAUCAUUGAUUUAUCAUUGAUAGGCUGCAAUUAUUUUUUUCUUUAGUACUUUUCAAAUGUGUUCCUUCAGGCUAUAACAAAAAAACGCCUUGCUAAUAUUUGGGCCUAAAUUAAAACUUUUAUUUGAAGACUUUUAAGGUAACAUAUAAUUCAAAUUU